AUGAAAUGGACAUCUACAGAUCGAGUCACAAACUUGACUGUAGCAACAGGAGUUGCUCUUCUAACAGCCCAAUUCUACCCCCGCAACCUCGAUGGAUACGCCCCAGCGCUCGCCGAAGUGAUAUGUUGGAGUCUCGUCACUGUGCCUUUCGGGUUUUCCUCGCGCUUCGUACCAGGGCUGUGGAAGAAUGAGAACUUUGGCUUGAAGCCCUCAAUCAAGUACUCGUAUUGGAUAAUGGCGGGUUCUGUGUCUAUGGUAGCAGCUUUGUCCUCGGUCAUAGAUUCUACGUGGGUCACACCUGUAGUCGGGUUUGCACUCAUCGCUCGAAGUCGUACCGCGCCCUUCGCCCGCCUGUCUAAACUGCUGCCGUCAUAUAUCAGAUAUACAUAUUUUGUAUUGGGGUUGGGAGCAGCCCUCGUUGUAGCACUCGCACCGACUUUUGAUACCUUCAGGAUAGUAUACGCUGUUCCCACCGCACUCGGCCUUGCGGGGAUAUACAGGUCACUCGCCGAUAUCUUCAACCUGGGGCGGCAAUGCCUAGAUGGAGGCGAUCGGAUGAGCACCGGAAAUGUGAUCCGCUCCAUCUCGUUUCGCACGGUUGGGCUUUGCAUCGCGGUAGCCAUUUUUGUGGCUCUCUCUCCGUUUGGUGGAACUUCUCCCAUGGUCAAAGCUCUAUUUACUGGCAUCGUAAAAGCUCGGCAUUGGACUGCCGUAUUCUGGCUUACACAAGAAGUACAGUGGGAAGUUGCGCCCGUAAUCUGGGGCUAUGUCACAGCGUCAGCUGAUGCCUUUACUACGGAUGCGACUACAUCACUAGGGAGGUUUCAAACACUUGCUCGUACAACGAUCGCAGUUCUUAGUCUGUACCAAGUUGUUUCUUUCUUACCGAAGAGUUCCAAGGGGCGUCUCAUACUAUAUCUGUUCGCCAUCUGGUCGAUGCUGUCGCUUGUACGGCUGACUUCGAUGGGGAGGCAAGUUCCUUUGCUGCCUGAGGCAGUAUGGCCGAUUUCGCGCAUAUUCAGAAACGACAAUCUUCAUUCAGCCGAAAAGGAGUAUCGAAGAAGGAACUCACGCGAACCACCGCCGGGAUUCGAUAAGUGGUUUUUCUACGCCAAAGCUAACCAAUCUCCUCUGAUCGAUGAUUUUGACAUGAUCAAUAAGGACCUCAAGCCAUUCUGGAAGAUCGAACCUCGCCGUUUACGCGAAAGUAUCGAUAACGUCACUGAGCUCGACCAUCUUGCGCUCCGUAAGUGUGCCUUUGCGAAUGGAGAAUACAAUUCGGCAAGUGAUCACUGGCUUGUGAAGGACCUCAGAGGGCUCUUUGAUGAAGUAUCGCGCAACAUUCCUGACGUCGUAUUUGCUCUUAAUUUAUUGGAUGAACCUAGGUUUACCGUCACGCGACAAACGCUCGAUAAUGGCAGUACAUUACGUCCUUCAUUCGAAGAUGCAAAUCACAACUCCAUAUGGGAUAAAACCAAUGAUCUAUGUUGGGGUGAUCCUAGUGUUGAGGCGAAUUCCUUCAUCCUCAGUUAUGGCCUUCCUUUCGUCCAAGACAAAUCGCACGCUCAGAAAGUCUGCUCACAUCCCGAGUUCGAGAGUAUGCACGGCUUCUUUUCCUCUCCCAUGACUGUUCUGACGACAGAAGCUCCAAUCCCCAUCCUUUCGCAAGCUGCGCCUUCUUCAUUUGGCGACAUUAUAUAUCCUAGUCCUUGGUAUACAGAUAAGGUAUAUCAAGGAGACUAUAAGGGGGCAGAUGAUCCUGCUUGGGAAGCAAAGAGUGACAACCUAUACUGGGCUGGUAGUACAACUGGAAGCUAUAGCUGGAACAGCAGCUGGCAACAUUCCCACCGACAACGUUUCGUGAAGCUGGUCCAGGCCAUCGAUCACACCAGUCAUACGUUUCUCAAGCAAUCCAAACUAGGGCAAUGGAUACCAUAG
Molecule: messenger RNA, 1938 nt
Organism: Alternaria burnsii
Lineage: Eukaryota; Fungi; Ascomycota; Dothideomycetes; Pleosporales; Pleosporaceae
Exons: 4
Coding region: 1-1938 (645 amino acids)
Source: RefSeq, a predicted model, not a curated record